Austrofundulus limnaeus is the source of this 3014-nucleotide messenger RNA. RefSeq names its product transcription factor Sp3. The record is from RefSeq and is a predicted model, not a curated record. NCBI's taxonomy places the organism in Eukaryota, Metazoa, Chordata, Actinopteri, Cyprinodontiformes, Rivulidae. Gene Ontology annotation, biological process: regulation of transcription by RNA polymerase II. Gene Ontology annotation, molecular function: DNA-binding transcription factor activity, RNA polymerase II-specific; RNA polymerase II cis-regulatory region sequence-specific DNA binding.
GGAAGGAACUACAUUGUGGAGGACGGCGACAUUAUCUUUUUCAAAUUCAACACACCAAACGCACCAAAGAAGAAAUAACGGGACCUUGUAUUCGCCACAGGAACGUCUCGGCUGCAAAGAGCUGUGCUGCUGGUUUUCAUACACCUCUGUAAUUUAGAGGAUAAACUUCCUUGGACUUUUUAGUUUGAACGCAAACAAAUUCAAAUCAAAUAUCAAAUCAGUCAAAUAUUUGGACAAUGUUCAACUCUUCAUUCUGCUGAGAGGAAAACAAAUGCAGCUCAAGUGAAAAAAGCAAACCUGUUCAUUUGCCGCUGUUGGCUUGUUUUAAUAUGAAACAAACUUCUUUAAUGUUUUCAUCGUAUUCGAAAGUAAAAAUGACAAGAGGUGUUUCAAUUUAUUUUUAAGUAUCUUGAAUUUGUUAACAGGGUGUUGGAUAUCUAAUGGCAGGCAUGUUAUUAAAGUACUAAAUGAGUAUUUAGGAGAUGUUUUGCCACGUUCCCUCACUUUGUUACUCAUUUCUUGCUGCAUUAUAAAGACAUGGCUURUUCUAAAUAAAUAAGUUCUCACUGACUUGUUUCAUAUUAAAAGAGAAUGAGAGCAUCACUCAGUGCAGGACGUCACUGAACUGUAGAGACGGGCCUUGCUCACAUGUCCUGAUCACACACCUGGACUGAGUUCAUGUGCUUCUUUUUUUGGCUUGCACUGAGGUGGUUUACAAGAAAAUAAAUUAAACUUUGCAUUCUAAACUCCAUCCUACACAAUGAAAUGUGAUUUAUUGUGGAUCAGACUAAGCUGCAAUGUACAGUUUCAGCUCAUCGCAUAUGUUAAUGCCUUUAUUUACUCUCCACCACCUCCUCAGCAUCCUGGCUCAUUGUGCACUAAAACUAAAAUGUUUUACUUGAGGGGAACAAUAAUUAAAUGUUACCCUCAAAAGACGCACGUCAAUAAAAGGAGACAUUUUCCUUUGUUUUACCAUGGCAAAUUACAUUAAAUGAUAGCAAGCAGACAAUAAAAAACGUUUAUUGUACAUUAAACAUUUAAAUCUGUUUUGAAGUGGUAAAUUCUAAACUUUAAAAUAGAAAUACAUAAACUUUACAUAUAUUUGAUUCUAUUUUUUUUAUUAGACAAAUGCAAAUCAAAUAAAUAUAUGCAUAUGAACCAGAUCUGGUAAAUUUACCAUUAAGAUUUACAUAAUGCAAUCAAAGUUAAUUUGCUAACACAUAAAAUGUAUUGUAGACUUAACCAUAUUAGAUUAGUUUACUCAAAAGUUACUCAAACAACGUCCGUUUGACGCCAAAACAAACUGCAUUAAUGCCUACCAAACAACAAUGAUCAUCUAUAACUUUAUUUUCUUAAAAAUAAAGAACAUGGUACAUUUUACAUAUUUAAAUAGUGCUGUUUUCCAUGUACCUUUGUUAGAAUUUAAACAACUGCAUUCCAUCUCUGGAUUCGCUCAACAAACAGGAAACGCACGUCCAAUACAAAGUUUGAUUGACAUCUCAGUCAACCAAUAACGUUAAGGGAGAAUCCCCGCUCAGCCAAUAGCCUUAGAGAAGAAAGGCGGGACGUCCUGUAAUGUGAUGCAAAUUCGCCAGUCAAGCCUGUUAGUCCCACCUUUUUGUGUUUCCCGCACCGUCAAUCAAAAUAGAAAAAAAAAUCGACCCGAAUUCACCGAUCAACACUAGCCCGCCUUUGAUAAAAUAAUCAUGUUCGGAGUUUUGUUGAUGUGGUAAUCCUUCCGCUUACUACCAUUCACGCUAUGACUGGUACGUAAACAUUUGGCGCACCGAAGCUGCAACGAAUCGGUGAGUUUGUGAAAGCUGCUGCGAAGCGAGCUGCGUCUUUUUAUCAUUAGCUGCGCUGCUAACUAGCUAGCUAUGGUUAGCUAACGGAGCUAGCCUCAGAGUUGACAAAGUAAGCUGUCGAUGUGGGCCGACAUCUCCUCAGAACCUUCGCUUCACAGUUGAAUUUCGCAGCCAAGCCGGCCUCUUUUUCGGCCCGGAGAGUUGGGAUGCUUUGCGGUCUUUUCUGGCAGACGGGAGUUGAAGAUAACAGAGUUUUGCUCAGUUUCCCCCCUCUCCCUGCUAGCGCCUGAGCAGCCUCUGAAACAAGGAGAAAUGGCGUCCGCGGACGUGGACAGCAGUCAAAGCGAGUUUCUGCAAGCUGGCGGCGCGGCGGAAACACAGACAGAUAUGUCAGCCAUUCAGCUGACGGCGUCGGACAGGUGGGAGGUGUUAACUCCAGUCUCAGCUGGGAAGGAGGAUCAAGGAGUCGUCCACAUUCCAAACUCCGGGAUCGUCACUUCCAAUGGGCAGUACGUGCUUCCACUUGGUAGUCUUCCCAGUCAGCCCAUUUACGUUACAGCAUCUGGGACUGAGGCUGCAGCAAAUGGCGUGGCAGGCAUUCAGUAUCAGGUCAUCCCUCAAAUCCAAAAUGCAGAUGGAACACUUGCAGGAUUCUCAACACAAGGUCUGGAYGAUGGUACAGGUCAGAUUCAGCUUCUCCAGGAUGGCAGCCAGGGCAGUAUCGGCAUCAGCUGCGCCACGACRGCAACCACGGACCUCCUGUCUCAGGCGGGGCAGGUUCAGUCGAUCCAAGGAGUCUCGUUGGCGGGAGGUUCGGCRUACGCUGGCACCGUUCCCGUCGGGCUGCCCGGCAACAUCACCUUCGUCCCUAUAAACAGUGUGGAUCUGGAGUCGCUCGGGCUGACCGGUGCUCAGACGGUACCCAUCGCGACGGGGGUGACGCCCGAGGGCCAGCUGAUAAUGAGCAGCCAGGCCCUGGAGAGUCCGGGCCAGGACGAUGUUUCCAAGCAGCCGCUGACGGUGAACAACCCCRGCUCCAACCACGAGCUCUACGUGCCAACCUCCUCCACCUCCUCCUCCAACUCCUCUCAGCUUCCUGAAACCAUCGACGGCACAGGGGUUCUGACCCAGGCAACAGCUGUGUCUGCGGGCGUGUCCGAUCCCUCCUCAGAAAACUUCAACUCCCACAACCACCUUCAGCAAAUUCAG